CCACCACGCAGCUUGAGCCUCCCAAACCCGGGAUCGAGGGCGGGACAGAGACGAGAUGGACGCGGCUGCUUAGCGAAUGGGAAGCGAGGAAGAAGAGGCACUCUUGCGUUGGAGGCGGGAGGAAGGGGAUUGACGGCGGCGGGAGCCAAUAGGAGCCGGGGAAAGGAAAGAGAAGCGCUUCCUUGUGGAGAGAGAAGCAGGAGCGGCGGAAAGAGCCGGAGGAAAGUGAGGCCUUGGCCUCCUCCUCCCCGCGCCGGUGCCCCGAUGAACCUGGUCUCGAUGGCGGCCGUGGUGAUGGCGGUGGCCGAGCCGGAGCUGAAGUGGCUCUCGCUGGGGCUGCGCCUGCGCUGGGCGGCGGUGCUGGCGGCGCUGGCGGCCGGGGUGCUGGUGCUGCUGCUCCCGCUGGCCGCCGUGGAGGACCAAGGACAGGCUCUCGUCAAGGGCUUGGCCUUGCUGCGCAGCAAGCUGGGCCUGGGCCACCCCGAGCACCCCAGGCCGGCCGGGCCCAACACCGGACUCAGCGUCACCUCCGGGGAACUGCAGCUGCUGGUGCUCAAGCCCAAGGCCUCCCCAGAGGUGAGGCUGGAAGCCAAGGCGGCCCUGAACCAGGCCCUGGAGAUGAAGCGCCAAGGCAAGCGGGAGAAGGCCCACAAGCUCUUCCGCCACGCCCUCAAGAUGGACCCCGACUACGUGGACGCCCUGACCGAGUUUGGCCUCUUCUCCGAGGAGGAGAAGGACAUCCUCCAGGCCGACUUCUUGUACUCCAAGGCCCUGACCAUCGCCCCGCGCCACGAGAAGGCCCUGGUCAGCCGGGACCGGACGCUGCCGCUCGUGGAGGAGAUCGACCAGCGCUACUUCAGCAUCAUCGACAGCAAGGUCCGGAAGGUGAUGUCCAUCCCCAAGGGCAACUCGGCCCUGCGGCGCGUCAUGGAGGAGUCCUACUACCACCACAUCUACCACACGGUGGCCAUCGAGGGCAACACGCUGACGCUCUCGGAGAUCCGGCACAUCAUCGAGACGCGCUACGCCGUGCCCGGGAAGAGCCUGGUGGAGCAGAACGAGGUCAUCGGCAUGCACGCCGCCAUGAAGUACGUCAACGCCACCCUGGUCUCCCGCAUCGGGUCGGUGACCCUCGCCGACAUGUUGGAGAUCCACCGGCGGGUGCUGGGCUUCGUGGACCCGGUGGAGGCCGGGCGCUUCCGGACGACCCAGGUCUUUGUGGGCCACCACAUCCCCCCGCACCCGCGCGACGUGGAGAAGCAGGUGCUGGAGUUCGUCCAGUGGCUCAACUCGGAGGACGCCAUGGGCCUGCACCCGGUGGAGUUUGCGGCCCUGGCCCACUACAAGCUGGUGUACAUCCACCCCUUUGUGGACGGCAACGGGAGGACCUCCCGCCUCCUCAUGAACCUCAUCCUCAUGCAGGCGGGCUACCCGCCCAUCACCAUCCGCAAGGAGCAGCGGGCCGAGUACUACCACGUCUUGGAGGUGGCCAACGAGGGCGACGUCCGGCCCUUCAUCCGCUUCAUCGCCAAGUGCACCGAGACCACCUUGGACAUGCUGCUCAUUGCCACCACCGAGUACUCAGUGGGCCUCCCCGAAGCCCACGCCGGCAGCCGGGACUGCAAGCAGACCAUCCCCGUCCAACCCCGGACAUGAGUGUCGGAGAUUACACGCAGGCGGGGAACCGAACCCUCGUGGCUUCUUGUCUUUCUGGGUCUCCCCGGGUCACCUCCGUGGAAGCAUUUCGUUUUAUUUAAGGUUUAAGUUAAGUUUGGGCUGCAGGAAUCUCUCCCCCUAUUUAUUACCCCCUGACGUAAAUUAUUUCGGGUUUCGGUCAGGAUCGGUCGGUGUUAGUCAUGUGAGGGUUCACAACGUUCACCUCCGGGGUCAGUGGAAAGUGUUCAACUCUCAACUCUCUCCUCAAGAGUCUACAAAUCUCAUCUCCAACCAGUAGUAGUUAUUCCUUUAACUUAUAGAUCCCGCCUGCCUUCCCCGCCCCCCGAGAAGCUGGACUCGAGAUGGUCCAGUGGUUCUCAACCUGCGGUCCCUUGAUGUUUUUGGACUACAACUCCCAGAAAUCCCAGCCAGUUUACCAGCGGUUAGGAUUUCUCAGAGUUGAAGUCCAAAACAACUGGGGACCUCAGGUUGAGAACCACUGGGCUGGCAGGAAAGUCAGAAUUCCUUCUGGAGAUUGUCCGAAUCCACUCCAAGCUGUGUUUUUGUCUCUUAAUAAUAAUAGUAAUAAUAAUAAUAAUAAUAAUAAUAAUAAUAAUAAUAAUAAUAAUAAUAGUUUAUAUUCUGCUUUUCUCCCUCAUGGGACCCAAAGCGGCUCACAACAUUAAAAUAAUGUCAGCAAGAAUCCAAAUACGGUAGAGUCCCACUUAUCCGACUUCCGCUCAUCCGACACACCGUAUUAUCCGACACCUGGGGUCAGCCAGGUCCUGGUUCUGUGCAAGAAAGGGAGGGUGGGUGGCAAAGGUAGCCUGGCCUCCCCUUCCUGCUUCCUCCAGACCCCGCUCUCCCGGUGGCAAAGGUGGUGGCAGAUGCUACUUUUGCCGUUUUCGCUUUCUCUCGCUCACCCACCAGUCUGCCGUCGCUGCCGGAACCUGGUCUGGUGAGUGAGCCGGCAAGCAAGGGAGGGGGCGGGUGGGCGGCAAAGGGGCAGCCACGGCAGAAGCUUCCUCCUUUUCCUCGAUGGCCAGCCUGCCGAGGAGGAGGAGGAGGAUCGGCAGCAACAGCGGAAGAGGCUUCUUCUGUCAUGAAUAUGGAUGAUGGAUGUGAGGCAGAUAUAUUGAGACAUUUACAGAAAUCUGUCUCAAUAUUCCCCUCCAUUCAGUAGCAUGAACAAAUAAGAUUGUAUAGCUGUCAGGGUAAUGAGUAAUUUACACAGCUAUUUACAUAGCUCCAACAGAAUAUUAAUGGUGACUGCAAGAACUCUUAUCAGUAAAUAAUAACUGCUCCCAAAUUCUGUCCUCAGUGACAUGUUUCCUUCUAGCGUUUCAUUCCUUUCCCUCUAAGCAGUAAAUCACUGCUCUAUGCAAUUAACUACUUCAGUACUAGAUUGCUUACUGAAGCAAGCUUACACACCUACAAUGAGUUAACCAUUACCUUGACACUUGCUACCACGCUCCCUAUUAUCCAACAGUUUUCCUUAUCCAACAUUCUGCCCGCCCGUUUAUGUCGGAUAACAGAGACUCUACUGUACACCAUUAUUAUUAUUAUUAUUAUUAUUAUUAUUAUUAUUAUUAUUUUCUUCUCUCUUUGGGUCCGUUGCAUUCCAAACAAGACUGCGUUGUUGUGCCAGUGCUCCUCCUCGUUUCUGAAUCUCGUUGCCGUUGUAUUGCCAUUGUUCUCCCCAAAAUCACUCCUGUGGGAUGCCUCCGUCUGAGCCCAGGUCUCCUGCUGCCGCCGGAUUUGAUGCCUCCGUUUGAGCCCCGUUCUCCUGCUGCCGUCGUAUUCGAAAAAUGCACAAUAAAUCGGAAGUAAAUUGGGAUGCCAAGGUCUGUUACAGUGCAGCGCUGUCCGUGGCUCGCAGGUCUCGGCACGUGUUGUCCUCUCGGGCUCCCUCCCGGCACCACGUUGGCGUCUGAGCCCAACGAUUUUAAAAAAUACCACGUUUUCUUUGAAACGCACUUUACGCCACUUUGCUCGGCGAGAGCACGCCUUGUAGCAGAGGCGGCUUUCGUUCUUCCGCGGGACCCGCGACACGUCCCAAACCCGAACUCAAAGACCGACCCUUGGGAUCCAUUGUUGUUUUGGUGGGCCAACACUCACCAAACCCAUUGGUUCUUCCUUGAACUCCAUUGGGUUGUGGGCUUCAAAAGGCUCAAUAUAUUCAGAAUAUGUCUGAAUACGAGAAGGUGUGCUAUCUGUUUGUCUUCCAAGCCCCUGCCUUGAAAUCAUGUCUUCUUUCUCUAUCACAUUUCCAAAGUGAGAGUCGGGUUCUAGAUCAAUAAAAGAAUUUGGACCAUG
This is a messenger RNA of Anolis carolinensis (green anole), 3972 nucleotides long. RefSeq names its product FIC domain protein adenylyltransferase (gene ficd). The transcript has 3 exons. Lineage: Eukaryota; Metazoa; Chordata; Lepidosauria; Squamata; Anolidae. The coding region runs from base 265 to 1656 and encodes 463 amino acids. Gene Ontology annotation, molecular function: protein binding. The record is from RefSeq and is a predicted model, not a curated record.